Messenger RNA from Helobdella robusta, 7425 nucleotides. RefSeq lists its product as hypothetical. The transcript has 45 exons. Gene Ontology annotation, biological process: proteolysis. Gene Ontology annotation, molecular function: calcium-dependent cysteine-type endopeptidase activity; protein binding. Bases 1 to 6537 code for a protein of 2178 amino acids. NCBI's taxonomy places the organism in Eukaryota, Metazoa, Annelida, Clitellata, Rhynchobdellida, Glossiphoniidae. The record is from RefSeq and is a predicted model, not a curated record.
AUGGACCCAGAUUCAUUUCUCACGAUAAGGCAAGAAUUUUUUAUUUAUACAUUUCACUUUCUUGUUACUCGUAUCACACCGGAGCCAACCAGUGGAUGUGACAGUGUGGCCUGUUUGGAACGAAGCUACGUUGGCUCAGGAGAAACUGAUGUUCACACGGCUGCAGAUGUUAGAUCAAAGGAUAAAAACAAGCAAGGAACAACGAUAGCGGCAGUAGCAGCAAUGGCAGCCGCGACAACAACUUCAUCAAAUGAAGGUUCCUAUUUUGAGGAUCCGGAUGGCAUAUGCAUGCUUCCCACAUCUCUGGCGUCCCAAGUACAUAAGUGGAUCCGACCUCAUGAGUUCAUCAAAGAUAAGAUGCCAGUGGUUGUUGAUAGUUCCGGUCUGGACCACUUUGAUUUGACCUCAAUGUCCACCAGGGUACACAUGAGUGAGUUGAUGAGGUUCAUAAUAGCAGAAGUAACCACCUUGUCCUACCUGCAAGAUCAGUCAACUGCACUCCAUGCAGCACAACCUGCUCUUCAAUCAAACUCCAACACAAACCUCAAAAAAACUUUGAUGCCAAAAAAUAAACAAAAAAAUAAGAAUAAAAGUAAUAAAAACACAAACGACAGCAAUGACGCUAGUGAAAACGUCGACAGCGACGCUGAUAACAACAACUACAGUAAGAAAAACGAAAUGAGUUUCAACAGCGUGGAGGACGAGGUGGACGAUUACGACGACGACAACAAAGACGCCCAGUUUAAUAACAGCAGCAACAACAACAACAACUUCAACAACAGCAGUCAGAUUUGGAGGCCUUGGAACCACAUAUAUUCAUCGCCAGGAGUCGCACCACAGGCAGCUACAAAAGGUGGCAAACAGACGGCAGUCACUCCGAUGGUCGGUGGACCCGGAGGUGUUUGGACCUCCGCGAGUAUCCCAUCCUACAACAAAUAUGGAAAGUACUGCAUCAAACUUUACUGGAUGGGUAACUGGCGCAAGAUAACAAUUGAUGAUCUGCUGCCUGUUGACGCAAACUGCAACCUGCUUCUUCCAUCGACCAUGCUACAACAUGAGUUGUGGCCCAUGUUGCUCUCCAAGGCUCUCGUCAAAAUUGCCGCCCUCGACUACCCAGCCACCAUAAGAGAAUGGGAGUUUGGAGAUUUCAGCGUGGUUCAGUGCCUCACCGGCUGGCUGCCCGAACUCCUCCCGAUCAGAAGUUCCAAUUUAAACGAAGUAUGGAGUAUGUUGAAAAAAGAAUUGGAUGAAUUCAAAUUGCCGCCAUCAGCUGAAGAAGUAGCUGCGGCUGAGGCUGCGCUUGCUACUGCUACUGCGGCUGUUGAGUCACUGCCCGCAAAUGAUUCUCCAGAAAAAAACAGAAGCAAAUCUAAAAUGGACAAGACGAGAAGUACGGCCAAAGUUCGUAAUUUUUUUAUAGUAAGCAAUAUUGCAGCAGCUGUUUCUCAGUUUCAUAUUAUGCUAACCAUUUGUGACCUCAAUGUUAGAAUGGCAGUGAUUGUAUAUGAUUUAUGGAUGCCUGAAAUUAAAAAAUUUUUUGAAGUGGUAGUGGAAGAGAAGAAGUCCGACCUGCCACCUGCAAAACCGGAAGUUAUCGUGAUGGGUCUGUACCAGGGUACUGCUAAACCCCUUUUUACUAAAUCUGAAAAAAACGAACUGCAAGACAAAUACUUCUUGUUAUCCGAGUACGGCCUGGUUCCUGAUCUGUCACAUCCUCUCCUCCUCACUCAGACUAGGUCAGUCCCUCUGGAACCUCCCCCUGCCAUCCAAUCCAUUCCGGCCUGGAAGAUGCUGAGACCGAGGUACGAGGACUGCGAAGCGAAUGACAAACCAAUUCAAUGUGUGAGGAUUUCUUCCGCGUUCGUGAACAAUGAGACCGAGUAUGCCGCUCUUAAUCAGCAGAUGAAGCAGACGCUGGAGAAGGCGCUGGUCUCAAAUGUAACCAGUGUGGCAACCACACCGACGAACACUUCGGCUGCUGAUAUUUCAGAAAACAAAGGGCCCCAACUCUUAAAAAAAUUCUCCCCCGGGUCGAAAAAAUUUGCAAUUCAAGUACAUAUGAGGCUCUUCAGAGGUAAAAUCGUUCUCAAUGCCGCCCUCACGCAAGAAGAGAAAUCCAGCAGGUCUCCAUCUCCAAGCAAGGACCGGAAGAAAUCGUUGGCCGGUGUUAAAAGUUCUCGGAGUAGGCAAGAUUUAAAAAAGAAGACAAAGAAAGGAGAUGAAGAGACAGGCGCAGCAACAGAUGUUCCUCAACUUCCCAAACUGCCCACCACCCGGUCUUUCUGGAUGGAUUUCGACGUUUUUGCCAGAUGUUUCAAGUUUGUUAAAGUAUAUCACAAACCUGAAACGUACCCUUUCAGUGAGAAGUUGACAGAUGAACACAUGUCGACUGCAAUGUCUAAAUCAGGGACCAGCGUGCCGUCGUCCGUACCAAACAAUACACUCUCCGUGCAGAACAAAUCCGAAAAAAGCAAGGUCCCACGGCCUCCAUCGCAAGAUGCAGACUCUCCACCGACUAUAUGCAAUCCAAAAUAUCUGUAUGUGGACUUGAAUGAGCAGGCCAACGUAAUCAUCAACUUCACGUGUUUCAGUCAGUGGAUCUAUCCGCUACCCUCCCUAUCCGCACACUUUCCAAUGAGAAAUUCGUCAGCCUCGGACAGCAACAGAGCUGCCGUUGCAUCGGCUGAGAAGCAUAGAAGGUCUGCGUGUGGCUCGGUCGUCAACGAGUUGGGAGGGAUGGUGGUGACUGGUGGGCAUUUCGAUGCUAAUGAAGGAUUCUUCAGAGGGGAGCAUCAAUCAGCUGAUGAGCAAGCCACUCAUGACAUCACUGCUGACGUCAUAGGUCAUCGUGGAAACGGAGAUGGAGUCGAUAACAGAACUGAUAAACACGAAGAAAGGAAAACAAUUAGUGGAAAAUCUGAGGUGCGUCAGAAGGUGCGGACGAACGUUCCACACAGCGACAUGGUGUUCAUGGUUGACGACGUGGAUGGCGAUGGCGGCGUCUACAUCGCCAAUGACUGCGACAAUGAUGAAAUCAUGCCAGAAGAAUGUUGCGUUGAUCACGAAGCGAGCAAGUUGCGUGCAGGCGUGCUGAACAUCUACAAGUACACAUGGAGAGACGUCGUUGCUGACUGUCCAAUCAUGAAGAUUAAAACAACCGGCAGCUUCUCGAAUGUUCUUGCACUGCAACCAGGCCGGCAAGUGUUACAACUCCACAUGUCCUCGCCUCACAUCUGGCACGUUCACACUUGCUCAAACAUCAGCCUAUCACUGUUGGACGAGCACGAAGCUAUCAGCAAACUUAUGGAAGACAGUCUGACAUUGAAAGCAUAUGCAGCCGGCACGAUGAAAUGCAUGUCAGAAAUGUUUCUCAAUUUCGGAGGCUAUGAGAAGUAUCAAGUCUCUUUCAAUCACUUCAUCUUCAAGGUGCUCCUCUGCAGGGCUGAUCUCUCCCUCUCCUACAAAAGACAGGAUCAGUCCUUCAAGGAAGCCUUCUAUAUGGCCAUGAAAGACUGCGACCGCCAGCAAAAACUUUCGGAACAACAACUACAACAAUUAAAACCUUCAGAGCAACAACAAAAACCACAGCAACAGCAACAUCAGCAGCAGCAGCAACAGCCACCAACAACAACACAAUCUGAACUGGUUCAUUUCAUCAGUCGCGAAAUGAAUUAUGCAUUGAGGGUUCUCUUUUUUGACGUCAUAACUCCAAAUCCGCUUGGGGUGGAAUAUGAAUGCAACACCAUUCUGUCAUCUGGCGAUCAAACUGCGAAACAAAGCGCACAAUCGAAUGAAAAGGGACAGACGACUCCAAACUCGAAAAAGGCGCAGAAUAAAAAAAAUCUUCAGGCAUCAAGCUCAACUGAACAGAAAAGUAUGGAGGAGAAAUUGAAACUGAACCGCUGGACCAACAGGGAGCCAACCUUGGCAGAGCACCAGGCAGCCACGAAGGUUCAACAACAUUGGAGAGGACAUUUCUUCAGGAAGAUCGUCAACUUUAGAGCCAUGCCACUCAUAACCAUCACCGGUUUGAAGCAAAAGAAACAUUACGAAUCCGUCAAACAGAUGGCCAUGAAACUUUCGACGUUUCUCAGAAACAACUCUCUACCUUUUGGGCUUUGCUUUUUUAAACAUUUGUUCAAGUUGUACCCUGACUGGUUGAUGAGCUUUCCAUUCUGCGUCGAUGAAGUUGAUAAGGUGGUGGUGCAGGAGUAUGAGGGGGUGGCAGGAGAUGAGGAGGAUGAAGAUGAUGUGGAAGGGUGGAGGGACAUCUUCCACGCUCCGACUGACAACAUGAUAUUCCUCCCCAAGUUAUUCGUUACCCCAUCCUCGGCCCCACCCUCCUCCCAAACUCCUCCCAAUCCCGUCAUCAGAGUCAGAGUCAUCAACAACGACACCAAUUGCGAAAUGCCGAAACUUCUUGGUGAUGUUGCCGCUCAGCGUUACUUCAAAAACAAGUUGGCCACAACGUUGUUCGCUAGACCAGGUCUCUUCUACAACGACUUGAAUACUGCAAUCUUUUGGGAACUGGGUAACGUUGAUGUUUGUAAACAUUUACUGACCAGGUUUAAUAAAAAUGGCAGAAGCGUAUCAACAAAUUCCACCAAGAAAAAUGUUGGAAUAGGGCCGAGGCAGCAUGUUAUACUUGAAGAAAACAAAAUGAUUGUCUUUAAAUCGGCCUUGGAAUUUGGCUACACAAUCGUGGGAGAAACGUGCAAAUGUUUGAAGAAAAAUAAAUGGAAACUGAAAUUAAUUGGCUCGCCUGCUACUGGAAUAUUGGAAAAGCCCAAUGAGGACGAUAUCAAGAAGCAAUUUGAUGUUCAUGAAAUCAUUCAGUAUCACUGUCCAGUUAAGAAAUUUGUUUUCAGGUACAAGUUGACUGUAACACAGAACCAAGUUAUAAGCUUCAGUUUCAAAGCAUCGAAUCCAUGCGCGUUGGUUGAGUUGCGAAUAUUCGACGACGAUUGUCUCAAGUGGAGCUCGCAUGCGCUUGGCAGCAUUGUCGUCCCUGCCUUCCAUUUCCUCGCCGAAGAACCACCAACAAUCUUUCAGACUGUUCUGCCCACACGUCAUCCCACAACAUCUGUUGCAGAGGCUGCUGAUGGAAAAGAAGCUGAUGAUGCUGCUGAUGAUGAUGAAGGCGGUGGGGCUGAAGUUCAGAAUGUUGCAACUGAGAAGAACGACACUCAUCCACCCAAUAAAGAUCAGAAUGACAAUUCUCCAAACACAAACAAAAGCAACAAAGAUGGAAGAGAUGAUGGUGAUGACGUCAGGAAAGUUGAUGACGACAAACAGCUGACGACAAUGUUGAAGGAUUUUGGAGAGGCAGUGGAGGAUUUUUCAUUCCUGUACCCGAUGCCCGUUUGCAACUUUAAAAAUGCACACAAGGAAAAAUUGUUCACGUCAAAAUCCACUAUACACAAAAUUAUAGUCACACAAUUUUUUCUCGAUAUAGUUUUAAAAAAACGCCAUCUAUAUCGUGUUGAAGCAAAAGUGAGGAAUGACUCGUGGCCGCUGAACAGACCGCAGUGGAAGUUUGUGGUGGCCUACAACGAGCAGGAGAGGAAGAAAGAAAUUGCAGCUGUCACUCCAAAGAGUACCGUUGAAAUUAAUGGCCAGCAAAGAAAAUCACAGCAGGAAAGAUCACCCACAAGAACGCAUUCAACCUCCAAACUCAACAAAUCAGCAGGUAAGUCCUCGAAGGUGUCGGCGUCUUCAUCUUCCGCCUCCUCCCUGGCUAGCAACGACUCCAAACUCAUCAAGGAGAAACUCGAUCUCACUAAACCACACUGGGUGCUCAAACUUUUCAAAGAUAAAGAUUUACCUUCCGACUCGGUCCAUUUUGUGAAGAACUCGGAUGAUGAAGAUCGAUUGAAAGAAUGGAAAGAUUCGUGGGAACUGCGUGAUCCAGGAAGGAAGGCCAGGGCUCAGCAGUCGAGAAGGGACUAUCUCUGCACUCAUUUAGCCAAGCGUGAGACUGAGGAGGAGCGCGCGAAAUGUUACAGCAACGUGUGCGACGAAGACUUCACAGUUCCGACAAUGGCGGGAAUCAUCUCCCAAGUGAACAAGAUGUCGGGCGCAGGUGACGAUGAGUACAGCAUGGAACCGCCCGAUGUGCAGCAGACCACGGCUGAUUAUGUGCCUCAAAUGGAUCUCAAACCCUUCAUGAGAAAAAUUGGAGAAGAUGUGAAGAUUCUCGACGAUCAGACGUUGAAUGAUCAAAUUUGUGACAUUCACAUGCAGUGCCUCCAGUUUAAUAAGUACCAAGAGUGCAUUGAGUACUGGAGAGAUCAUGAAAAGUUGAGAAGAGGAGAGCUUGUUAAAAAUAUCGAAGAUUUCUACGCAAAUAUGCAAAAAAAACUUGAAGAAUCUUUUAAACUGUCGACCGUUGCAAGGAAUAAUUACCGCGAAAAGCAGUUGGAAGCAGAAAGAAUUAAAAAGGAAGAAGAAGAAAAGAAAGCAGUAGUCGUGCCAGAAGUGGAAAGUAAGAAGUCUGUGAAAAAGAAAGAGAGCAGGAUGUCCAGAAUGAAGCGCUGAUUAUUUAGUCAUUUAUAUUGAAUGAUGGUAGUCAUCGCUGAUUGAAAUGAUUGGUUGCCGUCACAUCGCCGUUAAAUCUAAAUUGAAUUUAGAAAAAAAAAAAUAUUUGGAAAUAAAGUUUUAUUUCUCAACGUUUUGAUUUUAAUAGAAUUAAUUAAAAAAUAAUGUGGAAUGAAAUUUUGUUUACAUAUUAAUUACUUUUAGAUUUCAAUGUAUGGUAUCGUUUGAUUCCUGGUUAUAUUUAGCUCAAACAUUAAUUUUACAAAACAAUUCAAUACUGAAAUUUUUUUUCCAUUAUUUUCUUAUUAUAAUUAUUUUCAAUAUUCAAGAUUAUUUGUAAAUGUUUUAAUUGUUUCAUUUAUUUACGAAAUUAAAUUAUUUAUUUAUUAUCGAUUGAAAUUAACUUUUGUUGGAUAUAACAAAAAUUUUAAGGUUCAAAAGUUUUUGCCGACUUUUAAAAAUAUCUAAAUUAAAUAUUCAAGUUUUUGCGUUUGGUCUUCCAUCUCCUUUAUUAUGUGAAAAACAAUAGUCAUUAGCAUUUCGUGCUUGUUGAAUGAUUAAGAACGAAACUAACUGAACACGGCUAAGCCCAACAAUUUUUAUACCAACGUAAUUUUUCAUCAACAUAAUUUUUUCGAACGAUGCUAUUGACGUGAUUUGUGAUAAUUUUAUUCUUGGAAAUAUGAUCCAUUUGUACGUUUCGCUCAACGAUUCCAUUCAUUUCCCAAAGUUGUUCUUCUUUAUUCAUUCAUCUUUCGCCAUUCGUUUCGUUUGUAGUAAUCUGUAAUGAAAUAUUAGGUCGUAUAUAUUCUAAAGUAAUUUGUUUUUCCUAAAAUAAUCCUCCUCUGUUUUUUAACAUUUGUUUCAUGUUUUUCAACAGUUAUAUUG